UAGCCCUGGAAGAGGAGAAAACACUUGAGGAGUGCUGUGUGCAGCCAAUCGUCAUUACAACCCCGCAAGACUUCACGGCUGGGAGGGAGGACUAGGGCAACAAAACAUGGCGAGAUAACAAGUUGGGCUGUUAGCUGCAGUUUUGCAGUCGUGGAAUAACAUUUGAAGUUCCUGAGAUUUUCGGAUAUCGCAGGUCGAAAGCAUCGCGUAUUUUUUUUCCCAACAGCCGAGGGCCCCAACCGACAAGCUGCACGACUGUUGGCGAGAAUCAGUGCCUGUGUUUUUACCCGGAAGGUUGGCAGUGCUAGGCGCGACUGUCAACACAGAAAAUGGAUGAAGAAGGAAAGUUUAUUCUGGAAAAAGACUGAUUAGCUUGCUAGCUCGGCUUAGGUUAGCUAUCUGGUUAACGUUAGAUUAGAUCGACCGCUCGCACCUGACUCGCCGUUUUAAUUAGCGUGCGCUCUGUUCGUAUUUGGGGAAUAAAACGUUACAAGUUAAUGCUGUUGAUAAGUUUGACAACUGUAAUCACAUCGAAACGUAGCGCUAAACGAAGGUGUUUUUGUUCAUUUUCUCAUUUGUGCUUCGGUGGAAAGCAAGAGGAAACAUUGAGAAGGUUAAUAAUGACAGGCUGACAGUCGGUUCUGGUGCGGUGUGAAACGGACCGGGCGCCAUCACAUCAGACGUUGCGUUCUCGCAUAAAAAAAAAAAAACAACCAUUGCCUUGCUCGGCGGUAACUGUUGUUGGACUUUAUCAAUAUCACAGGGAUUGUGAUGGUGUCGGACAUUUUAGUUCUUCGUGUAGCGGUCGCCACCGUGUCCGAGCUGGGAUUUGUCAUGCAGCAGUAAAGACGCGGCGUCUUGUCAAAAUGAACGCAGCAAGGUGUUCAACAACAUUGGAGGUGCAUUACAUUGAAAUCCUGCCAGUUGUUGGAAAGCGUACGAUGGCCGGCUAGCGGGGACGGUAAACCAGUUGUUAAAAAAGGUUGUCAUUUUUAAAGCUGGAUUUGUGCUGAACAAAUACCGCUGGUGGCUUUUCUGUAAAAGACAACUGCGGAUAAACAUUAUAGCUCUCGGCCAGAGUUGACGUGAGCUAACCAGCUGGGUGCGUCUGUGGCAGCUCUGUAUCUGCGAUGUGUUUGCUAAUCUAACGUGAAGUGCUACGGCGUCGUUCUGCAACAGUUUCAGCAUUUUGGACAGCCCGUCUGCUCGGUUUCCCUCACAAAUAAGCGUAUUUGAGCUCGCUUACACGGCCAUUUAAAUCCCCGAAAGUACGUUUUGCAAUUAUCUGGCUAACUUGUUAGCUAGCGUUACAAGUUUCGCCUGCAAUGUCUGAAAACGCCCCCACACGGAGCCUGGAUGACAUAGACCUCGCCGCUCUGAGGGAUCCAGCAGGAAUCUUCGAGCUGGUCGAGGUCGUUGGCAAUGGGACCUAUGGCCAGGUGUACAAGGGCCGUCACGUGAAGACAGGCCAGCUGGCUGCCAUCAAGGUCAUGGACGUCACAGAGGAGGAAGAGGAGGAGAUCAAAGCUGAGAUCAACAUGCUGAAAAAAUACAGCCACCACCGCAACAUAGCCACAUACUACGGUGCCUUUGUCAAGAAGAGUCCACCAGGACACGAUGACCAACUCUGGCUUGUGAUGGAGUUCUGCGGGGCUGGAUCAGUCACCGACCUGGUGAAAAACACUAAGGGCAGCUCUUUGAAGGAGGACUGGAUCGCUUACAUCUGCAGAGAGAUCCUGAGGGGCCUCUCCCACCUCCACACCCAUAAGGUCAUCCACAGAGACAUCAAGGGUCAGAAUGUGCUGCUAACAGAGAAUGCAGAAGUCAAACUGGUGGAUUUUGGAGUGAGUGCUCAGUUGGACAGGACUGUGGGCCGUAGGAAUACCUUUAUUGGCACGCCCUACUGGAUGGCGCCUGAGGUCAUAGCCUGUGAUGAGAACCCGGACUCCACCUACGACUACAGGAGUGAUAUCUGGUCUUUGGGGAUUACAGCCAUUGAGAUGGCCGAGGGAGCCCCCCCUCUGUGUGACAUGCAUCCUAUGAGAGCCCUUUUCCUCAUUCCCAGGAAUCCCCCUCCUAAACUCAAAUCAAAAAAAUGGUCCAAGAAAUUCAUUGACUUUAUAGAGGGCUGUCUAGUCAAGACAUAUCCCAGUCGGCCAUCAACAGAGCAGCUCCUCAAGCACUCCUUCAUCAGAGACCAGCCCACUGAGCGCCAGGUCCGAAUCCAGCUCAAAGACCACAUUGACCGCACACGCAAGAAAAGGGGAGAGAAAGAAGAGACCGAGUAUGAAUACAGUGGUAGUGAUGAGGAGGAUGAAAAUCGUGGAGAUGAGAGGGAGUCAAGCUCAAUCCUCAAUGUACCUGGUGAGUCCACCCUGAGGCGGGACUUCAAGCGUCUGCAGCAGGAGAAUAAAGAGCGCUCGGAGGCUCACAAGAGGCAGCAGGCCCAGCUGGCUGCUCAGCGCAGGGACCCUGAAGAACACAAGAGGCAGCUGUUGCACGAUAGACAGAAACGCAUUGAAGAGCAGAAAGAACAGCGACGCCGUCUUGAAGAGCAACAGAGAAAAGAGCGAGAGAUGGUGAGGCAGCAAGAAAAAGGUCCCCAUCGGAGACUCGAUGAUAUGAGAAGAGAGGAGGAUAGAAGGUUGGCUGAGAGGGAACAGGAGUUUAUCAGACAUAAGUUAGAAGAAGAGCAGCGGCAGUUAGAAAUCCUCCAGCAGCAGCUUCUUCAGGAGCAGGCACUGCUCAUGGAGUAUAAGCGUAAGCAGUUGGAGGAGCAGCGUCAGUCAGAGCGGCUGCAGAGGCAGCUGCAGCAGGAGCAUGCCUACCUGGUGUCUCUGCAACAACAGCAGCAAGACAAGAAGCCCCAGCUCUACCACUAUAACAAAAACCUGGAGCCAAACAACAAGCCUGCCUGGGCCCGUGAGGUGGAGGAGCGCAGCAAGCUCAAUAGACAGGGCUCACCCAAAAUCUGCACCACUGUCUCUGACACUGCCAUCCAGUCACGCUCUGACUCUAUUAGCCAAUCAGGAGCUGUUCAGUCUGCUCAGACCCCGCCAAUGCAGCGGCCCGUUGAACCCCAAGGGGGGCAGGGCAAGUUCCAGAUGGCUCACUUGGUUCCCUUGAAGCCUUAUGCUGCCCCUGUCCCACGUUCCCAGUCCCUCUGUGACCAGCCCACUAAGACCAUGUCCGCCUUCCCUACCCAGGAUCCCUCCCUUACCCCCUCACCCCGCCCCAUCCACUCCAGAGAGUUGGUGCGUCAAAACUCUGACCCCACCUCUGAGAACCCUGCACCACAGGGACACCCAAUUAGAGAUGACCGCGGUCCCUGGAUCCGCCUGCCAGAUGUGGAGUUGCCACCCAAGAUCCCCCAGAGGACAGCAUCCAUCGCCACAGCCCUCAACACCAACCUUACUUCUGGCAUUAGGCAUCCAGUGAGAGCCAGUAAUCCAGAUCUCAGCCGCAAUGACCGCUGGGAGAGAGGAGACAGUAUGAGCAUUGUAUCCAACCUGCCUCAGACUGGCUCUUUAGAGAGGCACCGCAUCCUUAGUUCCUCUAAAAUGGAUUCACCCAUUCUGUCCCAUGAUGGGCGUCACAAGCCUGGCGAGUCUCGCACCUCUUCCCGCCCAGGUCGCCCUGCUAGUUACAAGAGAGCUAUAGGAGAGGACCAUGGCCUCUAUGCCAAGGAGCGAGCUGAGGAGCAGCCAAGGCCCCCAGUCAAAGCCAAUGAUUAUUCCUCCUCUUCAGACAGCAGUGAGAGUAGUGAGGAGAGCGAGAGCGGCGAGGGAGCAGAGGAGGAAGAGAGCCCCACAGAUCGUCACAGGGAUGCAGACAGUGACUCGGUCAACACUAUGGUGGUUCAUGAGGAAGAGGGUGAAGGAGGAGAAGGGGAGCAAGCGGGAGGCUAUGGGGAUCAGACCAUGCUGGUGCAGAGGACACCAGAGAAGCGGAGUCAUAACGGAUACACUAACUUGCCAGAUGUGGUGCAGCCCUCCCACUCACCCACUGAUUCAGCCACUCACUCUUCCCCUGGGAAAGACUCUGUGUAUGAUUAUCAGUCCAGAGGUUUGGUCAAGGCAUCUGGCAAGUCCUCCUUCACCACCUUCGUAGAUCUGGGCAUGUACCAGUCACCAGGGGGUACGGGGGAUAACAUGUCUGUCACUGGCAUGGGCUCCAGGUUUGAGCAGCUGAAGAUGGAGGUAAGGAAAGGGUCCAUGGUGAAUGUCAACCCCACCAACACGCGCCCUCCCAACGACACACCUGAGAUUCGCAAGUACAAGAAGAGGUUCAACUCUGAGAUCCUGUGCGCUGCUCUCUGGGGUGUGAACCUGCUGGUGGGCACAGAGAAUGGUUUGAAGCUGCUGGACCGUAGUGGUCAGGGCAAGGUCUACCCCCUCAUCAACUCCCGCAGGUUCCAACAGAUGGACGUCCUGGAGGGCCUCAACCUGCUCAUCACUAUAUCAGGCAAAAAGAACAAGGUACGUGUCUACUACCUGGCCUGGCUGAGGAACAAGAUCCUGCACAAUGACCCUGAGGUAGAGAAGAAGCAGGGCUGGACGACUGUAGGGGAGAUGGAGGGCUGUGUGCACUACAAAGUUGUGAAAUAUGAGAGGAUAAAGUUCCUGGUGAUUGCUAUGAAGAAUGCAGUGGAAGUGUAUGCUUGGGCGCCCAAGCCUUAUCACAAAUUCAUGGCCUUCAAGUCUUUUGGAGACCUCCCUCACCGGCCCCUCCUGGUUGACCUGACAGUGGAGGAGGGUCAGAGGUUGAAGGUUAUCUACGGCUCCAGUGCUGGUUUCCAUGCCAUCGACGUGGACUCUGGAAACAACUAUGACAUAUAUAUCCCAGUUCAUAUCCAGAGCCAGGUGACGCCACAUGCAAUUGUGUUCCUGCCCAGUUCAGAUGGCAUGGAGAUGCUGCUGUGCUAUGAGGAUGAGGGGGUCUAUGUCAACACCUACGGGCGCAUUAUCAAGGAUGUGGUGCUGCAGUGGGGGGAGAUGCCCACCUCUGUCGCCCAUAUUUGCUCCAAUCAGAUCAUGGGCUGGGGAGAAAAGGCCAUUGAAAUCCGUUCAGUGGAAACAGGCCACCUGGACGGUGUCUUCAUGCAUAAAAGAGCUCAGAGGCUUAAGUUCCUUUGUGAGAGGAAUGACAAGGUGUUCUUUGCGUCAGUGCGGUCCGGAGGCAGCAGCCAGGUGUACUUCAUGACCUUGAACAGAAACUGCAUCAUGAACUGGUGAAAGAACAGCUGCUCCAGUCGGUGUGUGGAACCCACCAGGGUUUGGAAAAUGCAUCCAAUAUCUGGCACCUGUACGCACACAAAUGCGCACAUCUCUUCUUUCUCUCUGCCUGCCUCUCUCACUCACUCCAAACACAUAACAAACUCUAAACCCAUUCCAGCCUAAACUCCCUAAGACAAAGUCCAUCAUAUGACUCCUACAGAGUCCCCCUGAUAACAUUCUCCCUGGAAGCAUCGCAAAAAAAUCACCGAUGAGCUUCAAAUGUUAACACAUCAGUUCAGUUGUACUGUAUAUACUCUUGUUUUGAUUUACUUUACUCAGUGGACCUGUGUUCAGUUGUAACUAUUUAGUUGCUAAUUGUGGAGUAUGUUAAACAUUCCUUGGUGGUUGUACAUUUUGAGGAAGGCAUUAUUAAUCAAAAUGUGAGAUGGAGCUGUAAAUAGAUAGCAUCUGAAAAUUUAGAUUUGAAUCAUUUGCAAGCCUCUUUAUAUAGCCUCCAUUCCAUGUGUUGGGAUCAGACACAUGGACGUGAAAUAAUAAAAUGCUGGUGCACCCGUCUGCAGUGGUUCCUGGGCCCUCGCUGGAUUGGGGCGCCAAAGAUUUCAGGGGGGCAUGAGGAGGAGGAUUUGAUACAAAAGAUUUACCAAGAGAGACAUCAAAGUUGUGACAAAAGUAGCCUACAGUAAUCCAGUCGCUCUUAGUUAGCUAUAGCAAACUGAUAGUAACAUUAAAUCCUGCUUUCUCUGAUGUUUUCUAGCCUGAAUGGCAAACAAUGUAUGUUGCAACACUUCAUCAUUUGCAACUAAGCCUUGAAUGUUCCAACACCAAGAUAUAAUUCAGUUGAAAAUUAAUAAGUAAUUCACAAACUAAUGAGAAGUUUCACAAAUGUGUCCAGUACUGUAAGCACAGAAAUCAGUACUGUGACAUUUCUUGCUUUGCCUCAAUGUAUUUUCUUUACUCAUGGUUUGGGUGAAACCAUUUAUUAUUUCGAUCAUUUGGCUUGUAUCUAAACUUUUAUGUUUUCAUAGAUUUACAAAAUAUCUACAACGAUUUGAUAUUUAUAUGUAGUGUUUCUGUAUUGGUAUUAGCCUACUGGUAUUCAUAAUUUUACUCUACUGUAAUUAUAUUGCCAUUAUAUUGCAAUAUAUGCUAUUCUUGUGGAGUCUUUGUUUGAAGAGGGGAGUUCAUAUAUUUAGUUUUACAAAAUGUAGUAGUGGUAGGGAGCAUGAUGACAUUACAACUUUGGAGGAGAAAGAGGUGAUGUGACAUUUGAUUUUAUAUGGAAAAGUAAAGGAGAAUGUGGGAGAGAUUUGGAGGGAGGAUGUCACUGAGAUCGUUGAGAUUCGAGGCAGUUAAUUUACAGGAUCUUUCCACUCUCCUUCUACAGUGAUCUACUCUACUGUACUGUAUUUCAGUUCUUACAGAUACUUUCAUUGGUGUGAAUUUGUGUGUGAGAAAGCGUUUGUCCAUGGGAUUGCAGUAGAUCAGCUCUUAGUGUGAUUAUCAGUAGUAUUUGUCUUAGUCAGUGUGAAGACCUAAUUUUGUAGUGGCUCUGCAAUACCACAACAGAGGAGAGGACUCCAUCUCAUUAGGCACUUUGGAGAAUACAAACACAUGAGACUUAAUAUAUUUUAUAUCUAUACUUCUGCCAAAGUUAAUUUUAUUGUCUAUAAUGCGGACAUGACAUAGUCUUGAGGCCAAAGGGAAAAAAAGCUUAAAUGGAGACUACAGGGAUUUGAAAAUCUAUCCUACAGAUCACAAAGCAAUGUAAUUCUUUCAGCAAUUUUUUUUUUUUGUCUUUGGCAUUUCUGCUUCAUUAGGUGCAUGGGAGUUCCUGUAUAAAAACCAGUUUCUGUGUUGGUUCGUUUGUUGUUUUGCUUGUUUGUGCAUUACAUUAUGCUUUUUGCAGUGCACAUUGCUUAGGAGCAGUACAAUACCCUAUGUGCUCCUCAGUCCUUUGUAAGGGACACACUGUGUGCACUGGCACACCAGGCAGAAUGGGACAAGUUACACAGGCAUUAACCCAGUAUUUGGUGUUUUUCUAACUGUUGAGACUAAGACAACACACAAAUUUGGACAUUUUGUUCAGUAGUUGUCUUAGUUCCAACAGCACUUCGCUGCUAAUGGGUAGAGUUUUUAAAAUCAGUAUAGCUGACAUCAAACCAGCUAAACCUAGUUUUACUUUAUUCAGUUAUAUGACACAGCCGCUCCACCUGAGCACCUAAAAAGACAAGGCUCUUCCAUUAAAAAUGUUGUUCUGAAAUGGUGGUACGUAAUGUAAUCUUAGAAACAUGCUGAUAUAAAUGUUAACAGAACGACAUUGUAAAUUUCUCAAAUUCCCAGUGUGAAAUGUUAUUGGAUGUGGUGAAAAGAAUCUUGCUUAGUGAUCGAUAGGAUAGACUUCAAAAAAAAAUUCAGUCCCGCUUUUAGCUAAGGAUAGAUGUUGUAGUCUAACUAAAAAAAAUAAAAAAAACUACAGAACACAGCUUCAGAGAUAUGAUUAGGUUAGAAUAUCAACUGUAAAUGGGCAUGGAAAGCACUUUCACUUCAGUAAACAUACAUUUGCAAAUACUGUAUAUCACAAACAUUUGCUUUGUUGUGGAUUUCCCCUUCAGCGAAUGUCUUUUAAUUCCUAAAUACCUGCUAUGUGCCAUGACCUACAUUUCAAAUGUCACAGUAUCAGUCCACCAGGAGCUCUGGCAGUCAUGGUUUCAUGGUUAAGUCAUUAUUUUUUAAAACAACCUGCCGUGUUUACAGUUUAAGCAGUGCCUUGGAUUGGGAAAGGGAGAGGUUUUGACAGGUUGAGUACCCCCACCUCACUCGUCUCUUGCUUGGAGUCCCAUGAAGAAGAGGCGUGACUAGAAUUGCUCCCUUGCUCAGAAUGAUGUCCUGUGCCAAUUAAGUGCACUUAAUCAAAUCCAGAAUAUCUGCAAGAUGGACUUGAAAUUUUUUCGUGACACCACAUUAACAACACUAAAUGAAUAAGACAAACAGUCCAUUUAGAGAGGCGCAAUAACACAUAAGUUAGUGUCCAAUCAGUCAGUCCAAUGUGGCACGUAAAAUAGGAAAGAACAAAAAAGAUAGUGGGAGCCAACAUACAGAGAAAAGCCAUACGUAUGAAACAUGUCUGUUGAGAAUAAUUAGUAUUUGUGCACAGAUGAAGUAGAAGUCAGUCGGCCUGUGUGUGAUGUCUGCUCAGCCAGUUCUUUCAACAAAGAAAAGGUGAAUGCUUAUUCUUCAAUGAUGUUGAUUGUGUAACCUUAAGUGGGGAUAGUAGCUUAAUAUAUUCUGAAAAGACUAUUUUAUUAAAUGACAUGUAAAUUAGCCUAUACUGAGAAAUAAAAAUGAAUGUUAAUCUAUAAAGCAGAUUUGUAUUUAUAUAGAACAGUGUACCACUAUAUUAAUCAAAGCACAAUGUAUUUUAUGGCACAGAGAGCAAAGCUAUAAUUGAGUGUACCCAACAGAAAGACAGGGAAAAUGGAUUUUUUUUU
Myripristis murdjan (pinecone soldierfish) is the source of this 8725-nucleotide messenger RNA. It is a transcript of the gene mink1, whose product is annotated as misshapen-like kinase 1. Gene Ontology annotation, molecular function: protein kinase activity; ATP binding. The record is from RefSeq and is a predicted model, not a curated record. NCBI's taxonomy places the organism in Eukaryota, Metazoa, Chordata, Actinopteri, Holocentriformes, Holocentridae. The transcript is spliced from 32 exons. The coding region runs from base 1326 to 5234 and encodes 1302 amino acids. Gene Ontology annotation, cellular component: cytosol. Gene Ontology annotation, biological process: protein phosphorylation.